AUGCUGCAUCAACCAGCCCUCAGCAGUGUGUACUGGCUGAUGCUCUCCUGCCUGAUGCUCCUAUCUCAGGUGCAAGGAGAAGACUCCCAGAAGAAAGUGCCCUCUCCACGUAUCAGCUGCCCCACAGGCUCCAAGGUCUAUAACUCCCACUGCUAUGCCCUGUUUAUGACGCCCAAAUCCUGGUAUCAAGCAGAUCUGGCCUGCCAGAAGAGACCUUCCGGACACCUUGUGUCUAUUCAUAGUGAGUCCGAGUCUUCCUUUGUGUCGGCCCUGGUGAAUGGCAGAGUGAACAACUACCGAGACAUCUGGAUUGGGCUCCAUGAUCCCACAAUGGGUCAAGAACCCAAUGGAGGUGGAUGGAAGUGGAGUAACUCUGAUAUAAUGAAUUACUUUAACUGGGAUGGAAAUCCUUCCUCUGUUGUAAACCGUGGUCACUGUGGGAGUCUGACAGCAAGCUCAGGGUUUCUGAAAUGGGGAGAUCAUCACUGUGAUGGGGCAUUACCUUUUAUCUGCAAGUUCAAGGGGUAA
This is a messenger RNA of Peromyscus eremicus (cactus mouse), 528 nucleotides long. Its product is annotated as regenerating islet-derived protein 3-alpha-like. Gene Ontology annotation, molecular function: signaling receptor activity; peptidoglycan binding; oligosaccharide binding. Bases 1 to 528 code for a protein of 175 amino acids. The record is from RefSeq and is a predicted model, not a curated record. Gene Ontology annotation, biological process: response to peptide hormone; positive regulation of cell population proliferation; venom-mediated disruption of cell wall in another organism. Lineage: Eukaryota; Metazoa; Chordata; Mammalia; Rodentia; Cricetidae. The transcript is spliced from 5 exons.